Messenger RNA from Sabethes cyaneus, 11319 nucleotides. RefSeq names its product myb-like protein P. The coding region runs from base 867 to 2711 and encodes 614 amino acids. Lineage: Eukaryota; Metazoa; Arthropoda; Insecta; Diptera; Culicidae. The transcript has 5 exons. The record is from RefSeq and is a predicted model, not a curated record.
AAACGCAAAUGAAAAUACCAAGUAAUACCGAUUGUUUCUAAUAUACGUUUUCCGGAUCGCUACGUCGCGAGUGCCGCGUCCGCCCAACGGCACCUUUUGCACGAAAAUUUAUACCGAGAAUGUUUUGAGCUACUCCCCCUCCUGGGCCGCCAUCAAGGAAAGAAAUAAACAAUGGCUCGGAAAUAGAUCCAGAUCUUUAUUUCGCAGUGUUUUGUUUCGUUCACUUAUUGCUCAGUUUGCGUCUGAGUUCCGGAGCGAGGAAAAUCGGGAAAAGAAAAUGCAUUUACAUUACAAUUAGCUGCUGAACUUUAUGUGUAGAAAGCUACGAAGUGGAGGAAAGUGGGUAGUUCCUUUUAUUACCGAACCUAUUGGUAUAAGUUGGUCAAGUGACGGUGGCAGAUACAACAAAAAUAUUGUUUGGGGAUUUUCUACCAUUCACCGCUGCUGGCAUUUAUUUUGGCGAUUUUUCUUUGUGUCAACUCGAAGUCUGGACCACGCAGCUACAGGACAAGCAAAGAAAAGCAUGAAAGAAUCUCGCUGCUAGAGGAAUUAUCUGAUUGUUUUCGACGGCAGGAGUGGUUGCGGAGAGGCAGCAAUCCAGUUUUGGUUGUGUCAAAUUCCUUUCCCUUACUACCUAUUCGCUGUCUUGUACGGAAAGCACAUCGUUUUCUCUUUAGUUCAGAUGACAAAAGUGCCGUAUUGUGAUUGAUAUAAGGAGUGGAGCUAUUAUCGGAAGAGAUAGAAAAAUUGGCCAUUAUUGCUCAAGUUGGACAGCAAAUUUCGUUGAAAAAUUGACGAGAAAUUUACAUCAAUCUUCGCACUUUCUCAGGAAUAAAUUGCCAGGGUCACAGGGAGGCUAACUAGCUAUGAAUACCCAAGAAUUUCCAGUUUCAAUCAACCGUAACUCUCCGAAGCAUGAAUUUCCCCAGCACAGCGGUAACAGCAGCAGCAAUAACAACGGUGCCGAUUUAUAUCAUUACCAGCAACAAAACCAUUAUCCUCCCGGAAGCCCUGGCGGUCUUGGGGGCGGGACAGGGCUGCCACAGUCUCCGCAGCAGCAGGAUCUCACGAUCGAUGGAAUACCGAACAACUUUCCCCAUCGACGCUCGCGAGCGUCUCGAACUUUUAAGAAUCCACCGCAACCGCACAUGUGCAUCAAGGAGAAAACCAUCGACGGUAAGGAAGUUUUCAUCAACGUGCUCAGCUGGACGCGGAUCGCCAAUCCGGACAACCCGGACGCACCCAUUCCCCUGUACGGUGGCAUGAAGGUCGGCAAGAUUCCCCCUGGCAGCCCCCGCGCACCUCCACUAGUGUACGCAGUAAUGGCAAGUCCUGAGGUGCUCAAGAAAGCCGGACGGAAAUGUCCAGACACACCGGAACGAAUGAAUCUGGUCGAUCUGAUGUGCGAAUUUGUGGAGGCUAUGAAUCCCACGUUGCAUUUAUCUCGAAAACCAGAAAUCCUAAAGGAUCGCGAUCUCUCCGGUGAACUGAAGGAUGUUUGGAGUGCGGUACAGGCUUGCCGCGAUAAGGGACGCGUCGACAGUGGUCCACCGGAAAAUCUAGUCGUAUACACUGAGUUUGGCCCUGAUACGGCGCCAUCGUACGAGCAAUCUCAACAGCAACAACAAUCGCAAAGACACCAACAGCAACCUCAGCAUCUUCAUCAACAGCAGCAUCAAACGCAACGCGACAUGGGCGAAGAGUACCAGCAGCGGGCUCAGCAGCAUUUUCCCAUCACUCAUGAACAUCACAACAACAGCAUCAAACAGCCGCAACUAUACAAGCAUCAACAAAGUGCAAUUACAAACAACAGUACCACUACGGAAUCAAACUCAGAGAAGCAGCACACCGACGCUAUGGAUGGUGCAAGCAGCAACAACAACAACAGUUUCAGUGUCAGUGCCAAAAAGCAAGAACCUCAAACUGAGCAACGCUCCAACGGAAGCAACAGCAGCAAUCCUUGCAGCAUAGACGAAUUGAACAAGGAAACCGAAAGUCUGACUCUUUCCAACAAUGGAAGCUGCAGUCCCAAGCCCAAUGGUAUUACACUGCCAACAGCCGAAGGAAGUUCAUCACCUCCGAAGGAGCAUCCUUCCACAGCGACCUCACCUUCAUCUUGCACCACUUCGCCUACAUCGCCAACUUCCGCAGUCACAGCAGCAGCUCCGGCGAUUAGUCCUCCUACAACUCAACCAUCGCCCACUGCUACCAUUACAACUCCACCAACUCCCCAGAAAGAGUCAAAAAAUUCCUCAAGCCAUAAUUUCUUCCCCAUGUUUCGCUCUUCCAAGUCAUCAAACAGUGAUAAAUCGUCGGCAAACAGCGACAAAUCCGGUGACAAAGACAAGGACACCACAGGCGAAACCGCACCGGAUACGCCGGUAAAAAGCAGCAGUAAAAAAAGUGGAUUAAGCUUCUUCCGGCGGAACAAAUCAUCCGACAGCAAAAAGGAACAACAGCAACAACCUUCAACACCAACAAAGCAGCAGCAGCAGCAGCAACAACAACAACAACAACAAGUACAGCAACAGCAACCACCGCAGUCAACUGUCGAUAACAAUAAGCUGAAUCUACUGGUGGACGAUAGUUUACUUCAUCACCAUCAUCAUCAUCAUCACCACCACCACCAUCACCAUCAUCACAUGGUCGACGGUAGUAGCAACGGCACGGGGGAGAUCAUCGAGAACUCGACAACCAUUGUGGCAAAGUAAAAAAAAAUGCGCAGGGGGAGUGUAAAUGAUGGGUGAAUAACGUGCGUGCAUAUGCACGCAGUGCGUGAAGGUAAGGUAAGGUUGGUACGUAGGUAUGUAUAUCCUGUGAAUGCCAUACGAGCCGUGAAGCAAGUGAAAGGUAAGUUUGAGUGGGACAUAUCGGACCUGUGGUUAAUCAUUUGGGGUGAGUGGUGAGUGAAUCGACAACUCGACGGUACAGCUAGCGGUUCAUAUUGGGGAAUGGAGCUCGAAACAGUAGGCGAUGGUUUGUUUAAGUAUUCGUGAUUUUCCUCGUUUUAAUCAUUGUUUUAUUUUUUGCAUAUUUUAAUUUUAUUAACUGGAUCACGCGUGAUUCGGGAAUGAUUCAAAAAGAGGUCGCAUUUGACCAAACUUUCCAAGUUUUCUCUUGCAAAGUUUUCUGCGGGAAAAACAUCCCCAUUCGAAAAAACAACAGAUCGAACGAAAGAUUUCCUGACGGAGUAACAACUCAAAAGAAAUUAAGGGAUAGUAUUUGUCAAGUUGAUCGAAACAUUUCUGGCUUUAGUUUUCAGAAGGAUGCAUAAACCAUGUAAAAGGGUUGAUUAUGCGACCUUCUGAAAACUAAAACCAGAAUUCAACUCGUUCGAAAUACAGAAUAUGGGCGAAACUAAGGCUUUUCACAAAGCAAUGCAAAUUGGUUAAUCGUUGCGACUACAUCUCCUUUCGUAGUUUCGCUCCACCUGGUCUAACCAUCUUGCUCGCUGCGCCCCUGGUCGUCUUGUUUCUACCGGAUUUGGGGCAAACACCAUCUUUGCAGGGUAGUCGUUCGGCAUUCUGACAACAAGCUUUAGUCACCUUUUGAAUUCUGGGUUCGCUAUGGAGCUGUGCGACUUCAAGACUCAUCCUCCGCCUCCAUACUUCGUUCUCCUGUACGCUACUGAAGAUCGUUCUUAGCCUCGUCUUUCGAAAACUCCGAACACACGCAGGUCGCGGGUCCUCCUCGAGCAUUAUCCACGUUUCAAGCCCGUAUAGAACAAGCGGUACGGGGGCUUAGUCUGCUCGACCGCAAUUUCUUGUGAAGCCCAUAACAAGCGCAUUGUCCGCCUUUACUAGUAAACCAUGUUUUAGACGUAUUUACCUUUAACCCAAUUUAUUCUGCUUCGCGCUUUAGUGUGGUGUUCUGUUUAGCCACCGCCACAGAUAUUCUGCCGAUAAUAUUCAUCGUUCAGAACUCCUUGUAGCGCUAUGUUGAACAGCAAGUAUGAGAAACUAUCACCUUGACGAAGCCCUCUAUGUGAACUUGACAAUCCACCUGAAAUCCGAACACAGCACUGUGUACCCUCCAUCGUAGAUUUGAUUAGUUUUAUGACCUCCUUGGAGAAGCGGUACUCGUUCUUGUUUUUCCAUAGCUCUUUCUGGUCGAUGGUAUCAUAUGCGGCUUUGAAGUCAACGAACAAAUGGUGCGUGGUAACUCGGUAUUCACGGCCUUUUUGCCUAUUGAUGGGGGUGGCAUAGCUCUCCGGUUUGUCUUAGUUCUCCGCCUGGGCGUCAUUCAGGUGUUCAUCGAAGUGCUGCUUGCACCUCUCCGUCACCUCACGAUCGUCCGUCAAAAUACUGCCAUUCUUAUCCCGACACAUUUCGGGCGCGGCACAAAACUUUUGCAGACUCCGUUCAGUUUCUGGUAGAACUUUCACGUUUCCUGAGAAAGAUGCAGCCGCUUUAGGCGGCUCCUACAUUCAUCGUUAAACCGAUCGUUCCGCUGAUUGCGUGCCACAUGCCCGAUGGAGCUCUUCGCUACACUGCUAAUGGCUGUUUUGAUAGUGUUCCAACACUCCUCGAGAGGGGCUUCGUCCAGCUCGUCCUCUUCCGGCAGCGCAGCUUCGAAUGAGUGCGCAUAGUUUGCAGCGACAACUGUCUGCGUCUGGCGUCGGUGCCGAAUGUUGGUCACAACAGAGUUUUGGGCGCGUCUUAAGAAUCACUAGGUAGUGGUCCGAGCCAACGUUAUUUACAUCUCGGUAAUUACAACAUCCAAACGAUCGCCCUUUUUGUAAAUAGGACAAAGCAUACCUUCCAUCCAUUCCUCCGGUAGUUUCACGUUAUCCUGGAAUGGCAAUCCAAUGAAGAUGCGUUGCUAGUAGUUUCUUUUUUAUUUUAGGAGACUUCUGCCGGGAGUCGGUUUAGCUGUUCGAUUUCUCAUCGGAUCUCUUCGAGACUGGAACCCUAAGAUGUUUGUUGCCCAAUAUUGACUCGAGAGACAUACUUAAUCUGUGACAUGGCGUUCCAUGCUGUUGUAGGACAACGUAUUGAUCCUCAGAGAUAAUUUGGAACUUAAACUUUCACUUUCUCCGAAAGAUUCUCAAAUUUCUUCUGUAAAAUGAACCGGUCUGUACUGUACGGCUGUUAGAUACAGCAUCGAUGCCGAACAGCUUCUAUUGAAGAAAGGAAUUAUGAUUUUUUUUCCUUCUUCAACAAAGAAAGCAAUCUCUUCGAGCGAAUCACUCGCAAUUCCUUUACCCGCCCCGUAAUCAAAUGGCGCAUCUCUCUUGCUUUGGAAGAUGCCUGCAAGUUUUCUUUGCUGAUUCUUUGCACGAAUUGUUCAAAAAUUUUGGCUUCCUUGGCAAGUUUGCUUGUGGAACGUACCAGAUUGCGAGCAUGAAGUAUAUGCAAACUCGUAAUCAUUUCUUGGCGUAAAUUGUCACAAAUUUGUAAUAAAACAAUUCCGAUAUUCUGAUGCAGCACUUGAGAGUAGAGAACCCAUACUUACUGUAAACACUAUGUAAGCGCUGCUUAACAUGUUUCCGCUUUCCAGUACUCUACCAGCGCUAAUCUACUGUGCCUUACAUUAUACAUAACGGAAAGUAUAUAGACUAAUCUCAAGUUUUUAGUCUUGACCUUGAAAUGCGGUCAUACAUAUAUAUUAAUAUUUUUUGAAACGAUGGUUCUACAAUUGAUGAAGGGACGGUAGGGGAAAGAAAUGAAAAUUUUUUGGUGAAGGAGGGGAAGAGCCCAACAAGCUCAAACAGACGUUUUAUACAUCAUGAUAGCAAUCUAGCAAUCCUCCUCGUUGUACCAGCCGGAAUACGAGCAACCUUCGAGAAAAUCGGGUAACCAACCCCGGUGGAAGCUAAGGUCGUAUACCGACAGGGAAGGAGGCACUCAUGCAUCUGCUGAGUAUUGGCAAAAGGAACAGCCUUGCCAGUCGUAAGCGUCUGACUCCAGGUUAGAGGCGGCUCGCGACGGUGAUUCCACUGCACGGUGAAUCGCCGUUUCCGUACCAAGUAUGCGGCUCUAUCCCAGGUUAGGGGCGGCAUACAACAGCGACUGAUCCGGAGCGGACGGGCUAAUACCCAAGACAGCAGCCCUGUCCGCGAGACUAGGUAUCGCAGCCCCAGUAAGGCAGUAUGCUUAAACAACUUUCGCUAGGAGAAAUUCAGGAAAGGAACUACAACCGGAUAAUCGGCAUGAACCCAGGCAAAAGAAAAGGACAACGAUUAUUCAAAACUUGGUACUUGGAAUGUCAGGCCUCUACUUGAACCGGCAUGCGAGGGAAUCCUGGCAAGAGAGCUGCAGAAGAUGAAUGUCGUGGUUGCAGCCAUUCAGGAAGUGCGGUGGCUGAAGACGGAAGAACGUGAAUUCCGCGCAGUAGAUCCUAUUGUGGGCACGACAUUCAAGUAUCACAUCUACUACAGUGGCGGCGAUAAAGCGGAGCAUGAGGUCGGAUUCGUAUUACAUGGAAAACAAAUGAAGCGUAUCAUUAGGUGAGUUGAGAAUUAGGGGCAAAUUCUUUAAUUACAGUCUGACAAUUAUGUACGCACCGACGAACGACGCGCCCGAUGACGUAAAAGAGGCGUUCUAUGAUCUUCUCGACAGGACCUAUGAUGAGUGCCCAAGACAUGACAUAAAGAUAGUCAUCGGGGAUAUAAAUGCACAGGUCGGACGUGAAGAGUUCUUUCGUCCCGUUAUUGGUAGAGAAAGCCUCCAUCCUACCACAAACGACAAUGGCCUGAGGCUAAUCAACUUCGCUGCAGCCAGAGGAAUGGUUAUCUGAAGUACCCUUUUUGCACGAUGGAACAUUCGGAAGCACACCUGGAAACACCGUAAUGGAGAGGUCUGCUCUCAGAUCGACCUGGUUCUGGUUGAUGGCCGGCACUUUUCUGAUGUCGCAGACGUGCGAUCCUCCCGGGGACCAAACGUUGACUCGGACCUAUCCCGUAGUAAGCAAGAUCCGUGCACGGUUGUCCAACGUAUUCAAAUCGAAGCCAACGAGGAAGAUACGACUAAACAUUCGGCGGUUAUCAGCGCAGGGAGUUGCUGCAGAGUACUCUCGGAAGACUGAUGAGCGGAUCGGGGAACAUCUCGGAGAGAACCUGAACGAACUAAGAAGAAAUAUCAGCACUGGGAUCGCGUUCUUGCGGAGGCGGAGAAUUGCUUCGAGAGGCACGAUACGAGAAGCUUCUUUAAUACGAUCUACGGAAUCAGGAACCGGACCGUGCCAACUCCUGUUAUGUGCAACGACAAGGAGGGGAACCUGAUUACCAAAAGAUCGGAGGUGGCUAGGCGUUGGAAGCAAUAUUUCGAUGCAUUGUUGAAUGGUGAACAAGAUGGAACGGUCAGCAGAAACAGGAUAACAAUUGAGGAUGAUGGACAAGCUGUGGAUCCACCAACUUUGGACGAGGUUAGGAAAGCAGGAAGAGAGCUGAAAAGCGGCAACGCAGCUGGAAAGGACGGCAGCCCCGCCGAACUUUUGAAAGUCGGGAGCGAACGGCUAUAUUGUGCAAUCCAUCAGGUUAUACUAAAAGUAUGGACUGAGGAGAAAUUACAAAAAGGGCCGUCGACUCGAAUGCAGCAAUUAUCGAGGUAUUACUCUCCUCAAUUCUGCAUACAAAAUUCUCUCCGGCAUCCUGUUUCUCAGACUGAGGCCGUUGUAGGAAACCUUCUUUGGUGAAUACCAGUGCGGUUUUCGAGAAUUCCGGGAAUUCAACAUGCAGACUCAUCAUUUGUUUAUAGGCGGCGUACGAUUCAGUUUAACGAAACGAGCUGUGACAGAUUAUGCUUGAACAUGGUUUUCCAACAAAACUGAUUAGGCUGAUACGUGCUACCCUCUUGAUGGUUCAAAAUCAAGCGUCAGGAUAGCGGGUGAGACAUCGGACUCGUUUGUGACGUUAGAUGGUUUGAAGCAAGGUGACGGACUAUCAAACUUACUGUUCAACAUUGCAUUGGAAGGUGCUAUUCGAAGGGCCGGCACGCGCAGAAGCGGUAUCAUCAUCACGAAAUCUCAUAUGCUCCUAAAGUUCGCGGAGGACAUCGAUAUCAUCGGUGUUAACUGUAGAGCUGUGGCAGAAGCGUACACGCAUCUUAAGGAGGAAACUUCGAGGAUAGGGCUUACCAUAAAUUCUACCAAAACAAAGAAUAUGGUGGCUGGUAGAGAGCGUGGUAGCCCUCCGGGUGUUGGAACUGCGAUGGUGAUAGAUGGAGAUACUUUUGAAGUGGUCGAUGAAUUUGUUUACCUUGGUACGUUAGUGACAUGUGACAACGAUGAGAGCCGUGAAGUAAAAAGGCGAAUUGCGGCUGCCAACAGGGCCUUCUAUGGAUUACGUAGCCAGCUGAGGUCCCAUAGCCUACAACUCCGUACAAAAAUCGCGCUCUGUAAGACGCUAAUUCUCUCGAUGGUACUCUACGGCCACGAAGCGUGGACGUUGAAAGAGAGCGACCGACGAGCUCUUGGCGUUUUCGAGCGUAAGAUCCUGCGAUCAAUUCUUGGCGGCAGAUUAGACGAAGGAGUGUGGCGCAGGCGCAUGAAUCAUGAAAUAUACCAAGUGUACAAAGAUGCGGAUAUUGUGAAGCAACUAAAAUACGGCAGGCUACAAUGGGCUGGUCAUGUAGCAAGGAUGCCGGUUGAGAGACCAGCAAAAACAAUAUUUAGCAGAGAACCCGACAGAGGACGACGACUUGGAGGCAGAUCCCGUACCCGUUGGAUGAGCGCUGUUGACGAGGAUGCUAGAACAGUGGGUGUUAGGGGCGACUGGAGAGUGGCAGCGCAAGACCGAGUAAUGUGGAGUCGACUCCUGAAUUCGGCAUAAGUAAGUAAGAUAGCAAUCUAGCCUGGUGUACCUCAAGGAAGUCACCUGGGCCCUCUAAUUGUUCUGCUUAAAUUCAGCGGCGUUAAUCUGAUUAUCAAUGGGCAACGUUCCUCACAUGCAGAUAUUCUUAUAGGUGUAUUUCUAGAUCCGUUCGACUGACGACUACCACUUUCUUUAAAAUCAGUUCGAGGCCUGGUGCGACGUAAACCUUAUGAUAGUGAACCCGGAAAGCGUUCAGCAAUCACAUGUUCCCGGAAGAACGACCCGAUCGUCGUUAAGCAACUUUCAUCUGCCACGAUGGAUACUAAUCAAAAGAUCCGCCUGCUUUUUUCCGGAGCAAUAAACCGCGAGUGAUGUGUUUUUAUUUAAAAAAAAUUUGACGUAGAACUACAUCUUACUCACGGACUAACUAAAGUAAAUCAAUUUUCGUGCCCUGAAGGUUGCAGCCACAGUUCACGAAAAAGGAAACAGACAAGCGAGAAUAUGUUCGGGCGGAACAGAACAUAAUUAACUGGCAACUGAACGUCAAGCUCGCGUUUUGAUAAUUGUCAGUGCGGACAAACGUACGCUUAACGUAGAAUUAUCUAAAUUUUUGGUAAAGCCAUUGGUCCCGUUUGUUGCUGGCACGCGUCGUGACAGUGACCAUCGCCACAGUAUCGAGCUUCGUUCACCCACUAUGCGCCAUAAUCUCCUUCUGAACAACCUAGGAGAACAGUGUCGUUCUACAAUUCAUUCUACUCACUUCAAACCACUCUCUCGCCAGCAUACCAGCGAAUGUGAGAUUUUACUUUUUACUUCUAGUAUUGUAAGGCUAUAAAUGAACUUCAUCAAAAAAAGUAAUGAACAAACAAACCGUUGUCUAGGAUUUCUCAUCUCUAAGCUUAAUGUCGAAAUGUGUUUUGAAAAAAAAAACAUACUUAAUUGUAUUUUGUGAUCUAUAGUUGAUUAAAAGUCUAGUUUUUUUCGCCACAUUUAGUUUAACAACGAGGGUCAACAUUCAAAUCAUUUUUGCUCCGCAGUCUCAAGCGAGCGAGCGAGCGAAAAACCGAACAAAAAAUAACUAAACAUUAAAACAAUUUCAAGCUGCCAUUUAAACCGGUGUGGCUUUUCGAGUACAUUACAGAGUUAAAACAAAUAGCGCAGGUGGCAAAAAAAAACUUUGAUACUGAACCUACUACUACAGGAGGCGUUUUUACUGCGUCGAAGAAAAUUACGAUGCCCAAAUGGAGAGGGCGAACAAGCAUGGUCGCUAGUGGAUGUAGUAUUGUAUUUAAUAUAAAUCUAGACACAAUUGCUAACUAUAAUAGUGGUUAUAGCAAAUGUAGCGCCAGCUAACGGAUCGAUCAGAAAUGUAAACGUUUUGAAGGGCACUAUUUAGAGAGUCAAACAUGCAGUUUAGUACAUAUUUUAGAUCACAUAGCAAGGCUUCUCUUGCUAAGAACAGUUUCUCUUCUCCAGUUAGUACGUAUUAGUGAAAUCUGUAGGCUCGCCGUUAAACACAUUCUGUAAAACACUGCCUGAUUUCCAACAAGUUUAUUACUAGAUGAUUAGAGCAACAAUAUGUAAAGUAAAAAAAAAACUACUCGUUUGUAAGUGAUUUUAUGUUUGUUGUUCCUGACCAGUAUUUUGUGCGGUAGAAAUAGGAAGGAGGUCUCGUCCUGUUCGCUGCUCUCUAAGCGCGUUAAUUAACACUUUCUAUAAAGUAUUAUUACCCCUACUACUAGCUCCAUGCCACUGACAAUGAUUUGAUCUCGAACAUUACACCCACAUCCAAUCCAGCUAAACCGUACGAACGGAAGUCGUUUAGACAAUUUCAAAUCAGCGGAGAGCAAACAAUCCUAAACUAAGCAAGUCGGACAGGAGGUCGCACAGUGAGUAAGUAGAACCCUAACAAGCAACUUGCUAAUGUAUCUCGUUAUUAUUUAAUUUGGAAGUGGCUCUGUGUCAAGCAAAAAAAAAGAACAGUAUCAAAGCAUGUUUUUCGACAUUUUAUAACUUUUAGCACGUUUAUAAGCAGAAUGUAAUGUUUUAAUACGAUGAACGUACAGGUAAAGGCCAACAUUCAAACGACGACUUCAACGUAUCGGCAUAUUGUUGAUAAGGUUGUGCUAACUAAUACCUACUAUUAUUGUAGCACAUAGAUGAUUAGAAGAAUUUAUUGUACCACACAGGAUUAUCUCAAUCCAUUUUCAGCAAAUUCAACGGUACAACAAGAACAACCAGCAAGUAUUCAACUUUUUUCUCAUUAUUUAUUUUGAUUUCGUUUUGAAAACAUGAUGCUCUGAAAGAGGGAGUUCAUCAAAUCCGCAGCGAUUGCUUUAAAUUUAUCAAAAAAAAAAUGGAACCUACUUUUCGCGCAAAACAGUGAUAAAAUAUCUCAAUUAGAACUAUAUUAUUCUUCAGGCUAAACCCAAUGAAUAUUUAUUCUAUUUCAAAAACAAAUAGUGCUAUUGAAUAAUUUAAACAAUUCAUAUUAUAUACUAUUGAACAACCAAUGUGAAAGGGAAAAGCCAUGGGGUAACCAGCUUAACCGGCUGACGCGAAGAUAA